Messenger RNA from Alligator mississippiensis (American alligator), 2861 nucleotides. Its product is annotated as butyrophilin subfamily 1 member A1. Lineage: Eukaryota; Metazoa; Chordata; Crocodylia; Alligatoridae. Bases 99 to 1295 code for a protein of 398 amino acids. Gene Ontology annotation, molecular function: protein binding. The record is from RefSeq and is a predicted model, not a curated record. The transcript is spliced from 6 exons.
AGUUCAAAGUGAUUGUACCUGCUGAGCCUAUUACUGCUUUAGUGGGAGACGAUGUUGUGUUACCAUGUCACUUGUCUCCUGAAACAAAUGCUAAGAACAUGAAGGUGAGAUGGUUCCAAAAUAAGUUUUCAUCACCUGUGCACCUAUAUCAUGCUGGAAAGGAUCAAGAUAGAGAACAGAUGCCAGAAUAUAAUGGAAGAACGCAGCUUUUGAAAGAUGGCAUUGGAGAUGGUAAUGUUACUUUGCGAAUUCUCAGUAUCAGGACCUCUGAUGAAGGACAGUAUCACUGUUUUGUUGAAAAUGGCACGUAUUAUGAAGAAGGUAUACUGGAACUGAAGGUAGCAGCCAUAGGUUCUGAACCUCUCAUCUCCGUUGAGGAUUACCAGGACGGAGGGAUCUGGGUGGCAUGUCAGGGAUCUGGGUGGUACCCAGAGCCCGAGAUGGCAUGGAAAAACCCUGGUGGACAGCAUCUACAAUCAGUUUCAAAAACAGAAGCCCAAAAGGAACAUGGACUGUUUGAAAAGCAAAACUCUAUUAUUAUAAGAGAAGAUUCAUCCGAGAUCUUAUCCUGUUCUAUCACUAACUCCCACCUCCACCAAGAGAAGAUAUGCAGAAUUUAUAUAUCAGGUCCCUUUUUCCCAUCAGUCUCUUCUUGGAUGGUGGCUUUUAGUGUGAACCUUGUGGUUUCCCUCAUUUUCAUCACCCUUACCAUCUACCUUUUUAAAGUUAAAGGAAAACUCGAGGAGGAGCUAAAAUGGAGAAGAAAAGCCAAACACCCAGAGAUUUUGACUCUAGAUGCAGAAACAGCUCAUCCCAUCCUUGUUUUGUCUCAUGAUCUGAAAAGUGUAAGAUGGGGACAGAAACGGAAGAUUCUUCCUGAGAAUCCCAAGAGAUUUGACACCUGGCGCUGUGUGCUGACCUGUGAAGGAUUCACCACAGGGAAACACUACUGGGAGGUGAGGUUGGAGGGCAAGGGAGACUGGGUUGUAGGUGUUGCCAAGGAGUCUGCAGGUAGGAAAGGAUUCAUCAGUUUUAACCCUGAGUAUGGGUUCUGGGCUCUGCAGAAGUGGGGAGGUCAAUACCAGGCUUGCACCUCCCCUGUGACCCACCUCACCCUGAAUAAAACCCCCACAAUCAUCCAGGUCUAUCUGGACUGUGAAGGAGGAUGGGUAAUAUUUACUGAUGUUGUUAAUGAGACCCAUAUCUUCAGUUUUCCCAAGGCAUCUUUUGAGGGGGAAAGAAUCCUUCCUUGGGUUGGGCUGGGAGUAGGAUGUGGGCUCAAACUGUAUCCCUGAGACAUGGCUGGAAAUCGUACUGAAGGGUCUUAAAUCAAAUAUUUUAACCCAAUGGUUCUCAAACUUUUUGGACUCAAGGCACCCCUGAUUUGACUCAUUCAACUCAAAGCACCCCUCCAUGACUUUUUUUAAUGCAUUGAGGAUACCCCCAUUUAAAACUAUCUGUUAAAAUGUUUAUUUCUGUUAGAGUGACAGUAUUUGGAUUUUGGGGAGCACUGGAUUUGCAGAUGAAUAAAGGCUUUUAAUCUGUGUCUCAGCAAAAGCUGCUGGUCACAAGGCAGAUUGAUAUAUUAAAAAUAACCUUGCAAAUGCUUAAGCAAGCAGUCUUCUAACAAUGGGGUAGUGUGUAGCAUAUAUGGGUUGUUAUGGGUGUAGCAUAUAUGGGAUUGUCCUGGGGAAGAGCUUAUGGGGUUGUUCCUGCUGCAGCCCAGCUAGGUGAUUUUUCUGCCUCCCCUGGCAGCAGCAGACUUCAGCCUUUAUAUACUAUGUUCUCAAAAUGACUGCCACCAUCAGGCACCUGGUGGAUGCCUGACCCAGCCCUUAACGUGGCAGGCACCAACAGUACCCUGCCACAAUAGUUAAUUAAGGAUUGAAUUAAUGAGUAUAUAACAUGGUGCCUAAGUUAUUAGCUGUGUAUCCAUUGAUUUAAGCAUCCUUUAAGUAUAAAUAGUUCUCAACUGUUAUUCUUGUAUUAACUCAUCCUUGUACAUUGUAAAUAGAGAAUUUCAAACUUUUGAUAUUUUUUAAUGUUUGUUGGCAUGUAACAAUUACCUCCUGUAUAUAAUUCAAUUUUGUAAAUAGUUAUUUAUGAGCCUGCAAGGUCUUUCCAUUGUAAAGGGAGCCUCUCCUCUCAGGGAGCCUCCGGCCACUCCUAGGUGAGCUGAGCAGGGGGUAGAGCUACCUGAUACCCCAGGUCCCGAACAAUUAGACACAGCCAUGGAUAGUACCAUGCCCCAAGGGUCAGUGGAAAUGCAUAGUGGGUGCACAGGGGUGCACGUGUGCCCCCUGAGAGCACUGGUGCACCCCCUGACAGGCUGCGCUUCCCACUUAGGUAAUUGGCAGGGGGAGCAGGUGGGAGUGCUGGUAUCCCCCCCGUGAGCACUGGACGGGAGUGGGAGCACUUCUGGGAGUGCUGCAGCUACUUCCUGUGUUGGUGCAAUUGGCUGCAGGGGGAGCCCGCCAGUCAGCGAGAUUGGCCAUGAGGUCCCCCCCUUCCCUGGUCACUGAAUGGCCCAUGCCAAGGGUUACAAUAGGAGUACUCUGGGCUCAUUGCUGAAGUACAAGUGAUUGCAAUGUGUUGCUAUGAGGUGACAGGGAGAAGGAACUAACUAGCAAACAGCUUCUCUGAGAUGGAAGAUAGCCCCUAACCCAGUGCAUUUUCACCACUAAUGUAUCCCAGGCAAAUUCUACACUGGAUCUGAGUGAAUAUCACUUGUACAGUGGUGUGUGUCCUCAUUCUUUACUCCAGUGUAAAUGUCGCUUACACAGGUGUUAAUGUGUCAUGUGUCCAAGGAUUCACGUAACUCUGGAUGUUUCCAUUCACCAUUAAAAUGCUCAGUCCCCUUG